CUCUCUACCUGCCUCUCUACCUCCCUCCGUCCUCGUCUUUCCUCCUUUCCCUGUGGAACAUACGAGCGCUCAGCAUGGAUACCAAGGAGGCCGUCGGUGCUGAGAAGGAGAAGGAAAAAGAGAAGGACAAGACCAUCAAGAGGAGGAACAGGCCUGUUUUUCUGCGGUACCUGGAGAGGAGGAAGACUGACACUAUUGUCGCUGAUGACAUGGACAAAGGUGACAUCAACCUGGGGACGCUGGUGAGGAGGAGUCAGUCUGACAAGACGGAGUACAGCGCCAAACUUAAAGAAAAGAUGACCCUGCACGAUUCCUCCACUCCUGCCUCUCCUGCUCUGGACCCGGAGGAGAUCCGCUCCAGGAAGAUGAAUCGCAGAGCAAAGAUCAUUCAGGAGCUGAUUCAGACUGAAAAAGACUAUUUCACCGACCUGGACUUGUGCAUCAGGGAGGUGGUGCAGCCGCUCAGAACCAUGCAGGUGGUGGACGUGGAUCGUCUCUUCACCAACAUGGAGACCGUGUGCGAGGUCUCCGCUGCACUUCUGCAGAGGCUCCAGGAGGCCAUGACUGAACCUGAUCCGGAGGCUGUGGUUUUAGGGGAUGUUUUCAUCCAGGCCAAGGCAGCUUUAGAAGAUGUGUACAAGAUUUACUGUUAUCACCAUGACGACGCAAACAUGUCCCUGAAAAGCUAUGAAAAAGAGGAAGAGAUAAAGCAACAUUUCACCGCCUGUGUGCUCGCACUGAAGAAAAUCUACGACCAACAAGGAAAACCCAACUUGUUGGACAUGGGGUCACUUCUCAUCAAACCAGUCCAGAGGAUCAUGAAGUACCCCCUGUUACUGGGGGAGCUUUGGCAGGCGACGCCCGAGAACCACCCAGACAACCAGCCGCUGCAAGAGGCCUUCACCGCCGCCAAGAUCAUCAACAUCAACAUCAACGAGUUCAAAAGACGGAAAGAUAUCGUCAUGAAGUACAAAAAUUUGGAAGAUGAAGGAACACUGCGGAAACUUCACAAGUUCAACAUUCACUCCAUCCGGAAAAAAGGAGAUCGGUUUGCUGGGUAUCUCAAGAUCCUGACCGGAGUUGAACCGCAGGUCAGAGAUGAAAAUUUUGAUCGAGAGGAGAAAUUGUUCAGGAGUCUGGAGAAGGCCGUGAGGGUGUUGGUCAAAAAUGUCCAGUGUUACCUUCUGCACAUUCAGGAGAUGGUGUCCAUCGCAGUUCAGAACGUGGAGGACUUGGAAAGCAUCAUUAAUGAGAUAAGCACGAAUGGAUCUCCUCACGUGAAUGGGAACGACCCUUACAAACACUUUAAGGACUCCAUGGAGCGCCUGGUCCUGGCUCCGCUCUCCUCUCUGCAGGGAAUGUUCACCGCUCCUCAAAAGCUCAUCCAGAAACGUUACGAUAAACUUCUGGAUUACUGCAGCCGCCUUGAGCGCUCCUCGUCUUUCUCCUCGCCAUCGGUGGCAUCUACCUCCACUCCUUCACUGGUGUCAGAAGAGCCGGCCGGUCCCGCUCGCAGGGACUAUGAAGCCAUUAAUGCCUUGCUGGUGGAGGAGCUGCAGAGGUUCAACACGGCAGCCUACACUAUCCUCACCAACUGUGUGUUGUAUUUAGUCGCCCUGCUGAGGAGACUGAUGGACAAAAUCCUGCUCCGCUCACCGUCGAUCCACCAGCUCCCGGCGCCGUUGUCCAACAUCGCUGAGGUGCAGAACAGCAUCAUGGAUGAGCUGAACAACUUGGCAUUUGUGAAAGAUAACGCCCAGAAGCUGAUGGAGCGGAAGGUCAGCUUUGAGAGACAGAAAGACAAGAAAUUAACAAUGCCGGAGGUGCAGCAUCAAACCGAGGAGCAGCGAGCGUGGCUGCUGGCGGAAUACCCUCCAAACCGUUUAUACCUGCUGAAGAGGAAGUGUAACGGCUGCCAGGAGCAGGAUCUGAGUCUGCUGGAGGGCGAGCUGGUGGCCUUGCUGGAGGACACAGAUCCAGUGGGAAGCAGUAGUCGCUGGCUGGUUCAUAGUGGAGGUGAGCAAGGCUACGUCUACUCUACCUUCCUGAAACAGUACAACCCGUUGCGAGACUCGCAGCGAGGAGGGCAGAUGAACAAAGACCACCAGAAGCAGCGGCCUCCCUCGAUGGUGGAUGAGGACUUCGACGACAUCAGCCUGUUCGUGUCGGGCAGCGGCAGCAGCAGCUUGCGAAGCUUCAGCCUCAACACCACAGACAGCAGCUCCAUCAUCUCCGGCCUGCAUGGGGAGCCAGAGGGCCUCGAGGAAGGGGAGCAGAGUGUGGAUGGAGAGAUUGAGCAGUUCUACGCUGUUUAUGCUUUCCAAGCACGCUGUGACCAAGAGUUGACCCUUGAGGAGUCCCAGCACGUGCGCAUCCUCCAGUUCUGUGACCUGGGAGGCAACAAGGAGUGGUGGUUAGCUGAGGCCAACGGACAGAAGGGUUACGUUCCUGCCAACUACCUCGGGAGAAUGUCCUACGCAUAGCACUCAACGGACAAGCUGCGGCGUUUCCACAAACACCUUUGGUUUCAGUGACAAUAACAGUUAACAACGGUGUUGCUGUCGAACCAGAAGGGCUCAUAUGUAACUUGCAGGAUUGUUGUGUGGCACUGGCAACUUCGUGCAGCACUUUUUUAAGAUGACAGUGUUUGAAGUUUAAGAAUGAAGUCACUAAAAAUGAAGUUAUUUUUUGACCAGACUGCUAAUUUAUUAACUAUUUAACG
Molecule: messenger RNA, 2722 nt
Organism: Synchiropus splendidus (mandarinfish)
Lineage: Eukaryota; Metazoa; Chordata; Actinopteri; Syngnathiformes; Callionymidae
Gene: arhgef38
Product: Rho guanine nucleotide exchange factor (GEF) 38
Exons: 14
Coding region: 75-2483 (802 amino acids)
Biological process (GO): intracellular signal transduction
Cellular component (GO): cytoplasm
Molecular function (GO): guanyl-nucleotide exchange factor activity; protein binding
Source: RefSeq, a predicted model, not a curated record